AUGGAGACUCCAGACACUGGAAAGCACUGGCUGGUGCAAAAGUAUGGAGGAACAAGCUUGGGCAAGCUCCUUGAUUCUAUCACCAACCAUAUUAUCCCCUCUUACUGCCAUGACUACAACCUUGCUGUCGUUUGCUCUGCUAUCUCCGGUUCUUCCAAAGCAAGCGGUACCACGAGUCUGUUGAUCCAGUGCAUCUCACAUGCCGAGGCUGGGCCUGCUGCUUGCGGACAAUUGCACGAAUGCGUCGAUGUUAUUCUCAAAAAUCACAACGAUAUUCUUCAAACCCUUUCCGAAAGCCCGGAUUGCGUCGAUUCAGCUCCUGGUACCUACCAAGCCGCUCUGGCCACUGUCCAGGGGCUUUGUGAGAAUCUACGCACGUUUCUCCUCGCUGCACAGACAGUCAGGGACCUGUCGCCCCAGACGCGAGACCGCAUCAUUGCCCUGGGAGAGAAGCUUUCAUGCAUUGUCCUGGCUGCUGCACUUACCGGAAGAGGUAUACCUGCUGAGGCGGUGAUAUUGGACAAUGUCGUGGAGGCUGUGUUCGGGAGAAGCCUGCUGGAUCAAAAGUCAGCCCUCAACGACCUUGGCGGUGACUUUUACCGCGCCCUUUCCGGCGAGAUGGCAAAGAGAAUCCACGCAUGCGGCACCAAGGUACCCGUUCUAAGUGGUUUCUUCGGCAUCAUGCCCGAGUCUCUUCUCAAAGCUGUGGGCAGAGGUUACUCAGACCUUUGUGCCGCCAUGUGCGCUGUUGGCGUAAACGCGAUUGAGCUACAGAUUUGGAAAGAGGUGGAUGGAAUCUUCACAGCAGAUCCACGAAAGGUGUCUUCUGCGAGGUUGCUCUCGACUGUCACUCCAGACGAGGCCACUGAACUGACGUACUACGGAAGUGAGGUCAUCCACCCGCUCACGAUGGACCAGAUACGGCAUGCCAGUAUCCCCUUGAGACUCAAGAACGUGUUCAAUCCUUCAGGGUCGGGAACAGUCAUCUAUCCCUCGCAAGGAGUCUCACCAAUUCUUGCACCAGUGACUCCCCCUCCAUCAGACAAUGAAGCCGGCAGCAUACGCCGCCGACCCACUGCCGUCACUGUCAAGGAUUCUAUAAUCCUAGUCAACAUUGCCUGCAAUAGAAACACCAAGUCCUAUGGGCUGUUGUCUGGGGUAUUUGGGCGACUUGAGGAGCUGGGCGUCAAUGUCGACCUUGUCUCGACGAGCGAGAGGAAUGUGAGCGUGGCAUUUCAGGCGACUAAUGAGAGUGAGAACAUCUCUUAUCGCUUGAGGACAGAGUUGGAGAAAUGCGGCAAGGCAACUAACCUCUACCAGGUUAUCGUCACAAAAGACACGGCCAUUGUUUCUGUCAUUGGGCACAAGAUGCGAAAUAAAGUCGGUGUUGCCAGCGAGAUCUUGUCGACCCUGGCUGCCGCAAAGAUCAACAUCUACCUCGUCAGCCAGGGUGCGAGCGAGAUCAAUGUGUCAUUGGUGGUGCGAUCUGAUGAUGCAAAUCUUGCGUUGAACACCAUCCACGAUCAAGUGUUGAAGAUCCCUUCGCAUCACGAGCAAGAGCAUGACUUUAUCAAAGGUAUGAACGUCUCCAUGACCUCUUGA
Fusarium vanettenii 77-13-4 is the source of this 1602-nucleotide messenger RNA. RefSeq lists its product as uncharacterized. The transcript has 4 exons. Lineage: Eukaryota; Fungi; Ascomycota; Sordariomycetes; Hypocreales; Nectriaceae. Gene Ontology annotation, molecular function: aspartate kinase activity. The record is from RefSeq and is a predicted model, not a curated record. Gene Ontology annotation, biological process: amino acid biosynthetic process. The coding region runs from base 1 to 1602 and encodes 533 amino acids.